AUGGCACCUGAUCUCCCUCCGCUGCAACUCCGCCGUGCUGAACCCCUUGUGUCUGCGUCUGGCGAGCCCUCGCCUGCGCUUCCCUCGACACCACCUGCAUCCCACUAUAACUUUCUCCGCACCCUCCCCCGUCGUCGUUCGCUCAGAGACAAGGUCAACUCGGGCAUCAACAAGCUGCUUGCACGUGCCAAGUCCUUCACUGCCCCCACUCCCCUCACCAACACUCCCACCAAGGCCAGGGAGUUUGAAGAGCUCCCCAGUCCCAGCAUUAAAGCACGUGAUUUCGCCCACCGACGGACGGCCAGCGACUCGGUCAGGUCUUUGCCGCAGCUGCACACCCAGAGACACGACGACGAUCCCUCCCCCUCCCCCUCCAAGCGCCCGCCCAACUUGAUCUUGACUCGCUCACGUGGUUCGAGUUCGACCCCUCGCGUACCAGAGGAGAACGAGGAUGAGGACAACGAUAGCGAAGAGGUCAAUUCUCCCAAGGCGUAUCUUCCCGACAUCGAUCCGGCACUGGCCAGCACAAGUCUCUUUGCAAUGGACGAAGCCGGGAGUAGUUCGUGUGAUUCGGACCCACCUGCGUCUAGGCAGGAGCACGACGAGAAGCCUACGUAUGUCAGCACAUCCGCUCAGGCUGAAGCCCAGGCUCGGGCAGACCCCGUGGGACCCAUCGUACCCGCCAUACUCGUCCAAGGAACACCCAUGUACAAGGUAUCUCCAAAGACACCCAAGAAGGUCAAACAGAAGUUUUUCCGACUCGACGCAGAUCAAGGAAUCGUCACUUGGGAAAGCGACAAGGCAGGAAUCAUCCAGAUUGAAAACAUCAAAGAGAUUCGGACCGGCCAAGAGGCGAGAUAUUACCGCGAGCAGUUCAAGAUACCAGCCGACCGGGAGGAUCGAUGGAUGACCAUCGUAUACACGUCUGAACUGAUCGUCGUGCUCGUUUACUUUGCGCCACUUUCGACUCGCUUCCUUCUUCGGCCGCCCCCCACUUACACCAUGCGUCUCUGGUCUACCACCCUCGACUCUCUUCGCGAGUUGCGCCAGAAUAUUAUGAGUGGGAUCGUCUCUCCCGCUGGCUUCUGGGAGAAGCAUUAUUGGAGCGGAGCCGACAUCAGUACCGAUGGGAAGUUGGAGAUUGAAGAGGUCGAGAGGCUCUGUAGGCGUUUGGGAAUUGGUUGUGAGCGAAGUGAAGUCAAAGAAUGGUUCCAGAACGCAGACAAGGGCGGCAAGGGCUACCUCCAGUUUUCAGAUUUCCGCGCCUUUGUCAAGAGAUUGCAUGCUAGGCCUGAGAUUAAGCGGUUAUGGAAUCGGAUGCGUGGAGAUAGGUUGUUUGAUCUCGAGGUGUUUGCCAAGUUUAUGAAGGAGGAGCAGAUGAUGGAGAUUACCGACUCGGAGCUAGUACGGAUAUUCAAGAAAUACGCAACGGGCGGGGUCGAAUUACCGACUCCCCCUUCAGAACUCUUUGUGUCCGAGUCCCCAACCGUAUCUUCCCCGCCCUCGGGCUUCAAGCCUAAAACUCGAUCCCGCUCAAGAUCAAGGUCCCGUUCGGGCUCGUUUUCGUUUGCCGCCAAAUUCAAAAACGCCCAACCCGCCUCUCCGACUGUAUGCUCUUAUCCCGACAAGGAACCAGGGGCGCCCAUCCUUCAGUCAUUGACAACCCCCCACUUCACCCUGGACGAUUUCUCCGCCUUUUUGCUGAGCGCGGACAACUCGGCUUUCGAAGACAAGGAACACGACAUGACCCGCCCGCUCUCUGAAUACUACAUCUCCUCGUCCCACAACACUUACCUCCUCGGACACCAGCUCGUCGGCGAGUCGACUAUCGAAGGGUACAUCCGGUCCCUCGGCGCGGGCUGCCGAAGUGUCGAAGUCGAUAUCUGGGACGGGGACCACGAGCCGGUCAUCACUCACGGACGCACUUUGACGGGCUCGGUCCCUCUGCGCCACGUUGCCCAAGCCAUUGCGCGAUACGCGUUCGUGGCGUCUCCUUAUCCGGUCAUCAUCAGCGCCGAAAUGCACGCAGGGAUCGAGCAGCAGACGAUGGUCGCCCAGAUCCUGAAAGAGGAGUUCAAGGACAUGCUGGUCACCUCUCGUCUAGACGGUUCGACCGACCCGGAGGAGCUGGAGUAUUUGCCGAGUCCCGAGCAGCUCAAGCAUAAAGUGCUGGUCAAGUUUAAGAAUGCGCUUUUGAGCGAGGUCGAGGUUGAAGGAGAGGUUGAGGAGACUGAUGUGGGUACCACGGAUACGGAUAGCAUUAAAGGCGACCUGUCCCGCGCACGAACGAUCGCGAAGCGCGUGCGCUCAAGUUUCCGCUCGAACCGUCGUCCGGACCCGGCAGACUUUUCACCCCCGCCCACACCCUCCAACACACUCACCCUGGACCCGAUGUCCGCAGCGACCCCCACCUCCCCACCGCGCAAAAAACAACGCGCAUACUCGAACCGAUCCGAGCUCGAGCGGCCGAAACUCAAGAUGUCUCGUUCCCUGGCCGAUCUGCUCGUAUACACCGUCGGCGUCAAGUUUCGCGGGCUGAACAAGAAGGAACAUUAUACCGUCGAGCAGAUGUUUAGUCUUUCCGAAAAGACCGCGAACAAGGUUUUGAAGGAGAACGCGAUGGGGUUGAUCAAGCACUGUCGCACGAAUUUGGUCAGGGUGUAUCCGAACGGGACGAGAGUGUCGAGCACGAAUUAUGAGCCUGCGAGGUACUGGGCUGCUGGUGUUCAGUUGGUCGCUAUGAAUUGGCAGACGAUCGAUUUGGGAAAUAUGAUGAACCAGUCGAUGUUUUUGCGUAACGGUCGGGCUGGGUACUUGUUGAAACCCGAGGCACUCAGGGUCAAGGAUAAAGAUUUGUUGGCAAAGCGAGUUGACUACGUUUUAAGCAUUACCAUCAUUUCCGCCCAACAAAUCCCUCGAAAACGAGACGAAAACGGCCGAGAAAUCAUCAAAGACGGUCUCAUUGACCCACUUGUGGAAAUAUCCCUCCAUGCACCCGACUCGAGCAGCACGGGGCCACGUACAUAUCGAACGACUGCGAUCCCGAACAACGGGUUCAAUCCGAUCUGGGAAGAAACCGUGUCGAUUCCGUUUACAUGCACCGCGGACAUGUGGGAUCUCAUCUUUUUGCGGUUGGCCGUGUUCAAUGAUGAUGACGAUGAGGAACCGCUGGCGGUAUAUUGCUCGCCGCUGGCUAGUUUGCGAAAGGGAUACCGGCAUCUCCCUCUACACGACCUUCAGUUCUCGCAAUAUUUAUUCUCCUCGCUAUUCGUACAUAUAUCCCUCCGUCCGGCCCAUACUUCUCCUCAACCAUGA
Rhizoctonia solani is the source of this 3315-nucleotide messenger RNA. RefSeq names its product phosphatidylinositol-specific phospholipase C. Gene Ontology annotation, biological process: phosphatidylinositol-mediated signaling; lipid metabolic process. Gene Ontology annotation, molecular function: calcium ion binding; phosphatidylinositol-4,5-bisphosphate phospholipase C activity. Bases 1 to 3315 code for a protein of 1104 amino acids. The transcript is spliced from 11 exons. NCBI's taxonomy places the organism in Eukaryota, Fungi, Basidiomycota, Agaricomycetes, Cantharellales, Ceratobasidiaceae. The record is from RefSeq and is a predicted model, not a curated record.